AUGGAAAUAAACUUUGAGCUCCAGAUGAAGGAAAAAGAUCUCGAGAUUGAGCGGAUCAAAUCCUGCAAAGUAACCACCAGUGAGGGAAGCAAGUCCCUCAGACCAAGAAUACCUAAGUUCGAUGAAGCAAAUGAUAAUAUAGAUUCAUUUCUGGAGAGAUUUGAAAGAUUUGCAAUCAGCCAAGACUGGGAGAGAGACACUUGGGCCAUGAGCUUAAGCUCAUUACUUUCAGGGCAAGGUCUGGAAGUAUUUACAAGUUUGCCUAUUGAAGAAGCCAACGAGUAUGACACCUUGAAGAGGGCUAUCUUAAAACGAUACCAGUUGACUGAAGAGGGUUUCAGGGUGAAGUUCAGGCAGAGCAGACCACUACCUGGUGAGUCUGUUUUUCAGUUCAUUGAGAGGUUGAGACGAUAUUUCACAAGGUGGACAGAUAUGGCUGGAGUAGAGCAGACCUUUCAUGGAAUAAGCGAGCUCUUAAUCAAGGAACAGUUCAUCGAGGGGUGUUCCACAGAUUUGGCCGUCUUCCUGAAAGAAAGAGUGCCGACAUCAAUAGAAGAGUUAACACGCCUUGCAGAGCAGUACAUAGAAGCGCAUAAAGGGGCGUCUUCUGUUUUUGCCAGAGGUACUCCAGUUCCAAAACAAGGGCAGAUAGGCAAGAGAUCCAUUCCAGAGACAUCAAGCAGAGUGACAGAGAAUAGAAAUUCGCCAGUGAAGACAUGCUUUAUUUGUAAUAAGGCGGGCCAUUUAGCCAGAGACUGCCGACAGAAUAACAGAAGCCAAGCACCAAAGGUGUGCUUUAUUUGCAACAAGACGGGGCAUAUUGCAAAAGAUUGUAGGCAGACAAAAUCAGAAGGUGUAAGAAGUGACCGCAAAGUAGCAGCCGUAUGUGCCAAAGCAGACCUUAAUCCACUAGAGAAGAACACUGAAGAUGGAAAGUUGAAGUUAGCCAGUGGCGAGACUGUGCCGAUCCUCGCGGGAGCUUGUACCAUUGAUUUAUUGGAAGAAGAGAGAAACCUGGAGUUGAAAAAGGGCUUUGUUGGAGCAGAUACAGUUAGAGUGUUGAGAGAUACUGGAUGUGAGUUAGCGGCGGUAAAGAAGAAGUUUGUGAAAGAAGAACAACUCACGGGUAAAGAAAUUGUUAUGAUAACAAUUGAUGGAGAUGCCAAAGUAGUACCUUUGGCGAAAAUAUGGGUCGAUACGCCAUACUAUGUUGGGGAGUUAGAGGCAAUGGUGCUUAAAUCAUUAAUAUGUGAUUUAGUGAUUGGUAACGUUGCCGGAGUACUUGAUAAGCCUGAUCCUGAAUGGAAGGAGACAGAAGAACCAUCGGCUGUUGCAGCAGUCAUGACAAGAGCACAGCAUCAGAGAGCAGACCGUCCAACUAGAGCGUUGACUGUUCCAAAACCUUCCUGCGAAGCUGAAGUUGACAUAGAAAAUUUGAAGGAAUCCCAGAAAGGUGAUUCUUCAUUGAAAAAAGUUUGGGACUUAGCAGCGAAGGCAGAAGAGCUGCAAACCAAAGGUGGAGCCAAGUUUAAAUACGUGGUGGAAAACGGUGUGCUUUUUAGAGCUUACUUUCAGAAAAAUGGUGAUGACUCCAAACAGAUUGUUGUUCCAACAGACUUUAGGAAGAGAGUGAUGGAACUUGCCCAUGAAUCCAUUGUUGGUGGACAUUUGUCAUCUAAGAAGACAGAGGACAGAAUCCUGACAAGCUUCCAUUGGCCAGGAAUAACGGGAGAUGUGGGACGUUUUUGCAGAUCGUGUGACGUGUGCCAGAAGACCAUCCCAAAAGGGCGAGUGAAGAAGGUCCCCCUAGGAGACAUGCCGGUGAUUGAGGAACCAUUUCAUCGAGUAGCAAUAGACUUGAUAGGACCGAUUAUACCAGUGUCGGAGAGGGGCAACAGAUAUAUCUUGACGGUGGUGGAUUUUGCCACACGUUACCCCGAAGCCGUGCCAUUGGCGAAAAUAGACACCGAGAGCAUUGCUGAAGCACUGCUUGAAAUAUAUUCAAGGGUAGGUUUCCCUUCAGAAGUUCUAAGUGACAGAGGAAGUCAAUUUACAGCAGACCUCAUGAAAGAGAUAUGCCGACUCAUAUCUGUGAAGCAACUCUUCACAACACCUUACAAUCCAAAGUGCAACGGCUUGUGUGAGCGGAUGAAUGGAGUGCUUAAAAGUAUGCUGCGGAAGAUGUGCCAGGAAAGACCCAAGGACUGGGAUAGAUACCUACCGGCCGUUUUAUUUGCAUACAGAGAGGUACCACAGGCGAGUACAGGAUUUUCCCCGUUUGAGUUGCUGUAUGGAAGAACAGUUAAAGGGCCAAUGCAAAUACUAAGGGACAUGUGGACUCAAAGAGAUGAUCCAGAGAUACAAAAUACAUACCUGUAUGUGCUCAACCUGAAGCAGCGCUUAGAGGAGACAUGCAAGAUAGCCAGAGAAAGCCUGAUGAAAGCCAAGAAUACCUAUAAGCAUCACUAUGACAAGAGAGCUCGAAACAGAGUGUUGCGUGUUGGAGAUAAAGUCUUACUGCUUUUACCAACAGACAAUAAUAAGAUGAUGCUUCAAUGGAAAGGACCUUUUCAAGUUGUCGAAGUAAUUAAUAGAUUUGAUUACAGAAUCAAGAUUGGAGACAAGCUGAAGACGUUCCACAUUAAUUUGCUGAAGAAAUAUGAAGAACGCCAAGAUAAGAUUGCAGCAAGUGUAGCGAUCAUAGAAGACGUUGAAGAUAAUUCAGAUGGAGCGGUGGACGACGAAAGUCUCCUGGACUUCCCUAACUACACAAGUGGAGAGACAUACCAAGAUGUCAAUAUCAGUGAAGGACUUACUCCUGAACAGAGGAAGCAAGUCCUUGCCAUACUUCAAGAGUUUUGCGAAGUGUUUUCAAAGCGACCAGGAACAACACCACUGAUAGAGCACCACGUUGAACUUACAGACAAGAAUCCUGUGAGAGUGAAACAGUACCCCAUUCCAUAUGCCAAGAGACAAGCUGUUGAAAAUGAAAUACAAGAUAUGAUAAAGGCUGAUGUGAUAGAACCAUCUGUGUCGGAAUACAACGCACCGAUAGUCAUUGUCAAGAAGAAAGAUGGGAGUAAUCGAUUUUGUAUUGAUUUUAGAAGACUGAAUGCCGUCACCAAAUUUGACACCGAACCAAUGGCAAGCGUAGAUGACAUCAUGGCAAAGCUGAAAGAUGCUAAGUAUUUUACCAAGAUCGACUUAUGCAAAGGUUAUUGGCAAAUCCCAGUUGCUGAAAAUUGCCGCAGAUUUACAGCAUUUGCAACGGAUAGAGGGAGUUAUCAAUUCAAGAAAAUGCCUUUCGGUAUGGUUAACUCUGGAGCCACAUUCAACAGAAUGAUGCGGAAGUUAUUGGCAGGGUGUGAUUUUGUUGACAACUAUGUUGACGAUAUGAUAGGGCAUACAACAACCUGGACAGAACAUAUGACAAUGCUGCGGCAGCUCCUCCAAAGAUUGGCAGAAGCAGACCUUACCAUAAAGCCAUCGAAGUGUUAUAUAGGAUAUAACAACAUUGGUUUUACAGGACAUAUGGUGGGAAAUGGCAUAGUUCAAAUGGAAGGGGAAAAACUGACAAGAAUCAAAGAAGCAGAAGUGCCAAAGACUAAAAGACAAGUUAGAGCAUUCUUAGGACUUGCCGGAUAUUACAGGAGAUUUAUACUAUCGUUUGCUGAGAUUGCGGCACCUCUUACAGACUUAACGAAGAAAGGUUUACCAAACAAUGUACGAUGGGGAGAUGAGCAAGAAAGAGCUUUUAAUACUUUAAAGGAGCAACUAACCAAGAGUCCAAUUCUUCGACUGCCUGAUUUUUCGAAAGAAUUCAUUUUACAGUGUGAUGCCUCGAAUGCUGGGAUAGGUUCGGCAUUGCUUCAGAGAUAUGAGGGAGAGUUGUUUCCUAUUGCCUUUGCAAGCAAGAAACUACUUGAUCGUGAAAGGAACUAUUCUGUAGGAGAAAGAGAGUGUCUAGCAAUCGUAUAUGGAAUAAAGAAGUUCCAAAAAUACUUGUAUGGGAAGGAGUUCAUCAUACAAACAGACCACAGUUCAUUGUCGUACAUCCAGAAAAGUACACCAGACAACGGUCCAUUAGUGAGGUGGGUUUUAUUUCUUCAAUCAUACCAGUUCCGUAUUGAGGCCAUCAAAGGAUCCGACAAUAUCUUUGCAGAUUACCUAAGCAGACAGUAUCAAGAAACAGAUGAAUAA
Ruditapes philippinarum (Manila clam) is the source of this 4200-nucleotide messenger RNA. RefSeq lists its product as uncharacterized. The record is from RefSeq and is a predicted model, not a curated record. Gene Ontology annotation, molecular function: zinc ion binding; nucleic acid binding. Gene Ontology annotation, biological process: DNA integration. Bases 1 to 4200 code for a protein of 1399 amino acids. Lineage: Eukaryota; Metazoa; Mollusca; Bivalvia; Venerida; Veneridae. The transcript has a single exon.